Emiliania huxleyi CCMP1516 is the source of this 438-nucleotide messenger RNA. RefSeq lists its product as hypothetical. The annotation marks the transcript as partial. Gene Ontology annotation, molecular function: ubiquitin conjugating enzyme activity. NCBI's taxonomy places the organism in Eukaryota, Haptophyta, Isochrysidales, Noelaerhabdaceae. The transcript has 2 exons. Gene Ontology annotation, biological process: protein polyubiquitination. The record is from RefSeq and is a predicted model, not a curated record. Gene Ontology annotation, cellular component: nucleus.
ACUCGCCGUGUAGAGAAAGAGCUGCGGGAUUUGCCGGCCAAUCCCGACGUUUCGAGCGCCGGCCCCAUUCUCUCGAUCGGCCCGAUUGGCGAGGACAUCAUGCAUUGGCAAGCAACGUUGGCUGGCCCGCCUGGCUCGCCGUACCAGGGCGGCACCUUUCAUCUGGACAUCAAGAUCCCCAACCAAUAUCCGUGGAAGCCGCCGGCAGUGGCGUUCGUCACACGGAUUUUCCACCCGAAUGUCGGAAACUUCCUCUCUUCCGGCUGGAGCCCCGCACUCACGGUUGCCACGACCGUCAUGUGCAUCGUUUCCUUGAUGCGCACUCCGUGCGCUGAUGUCAUCAACGUCAUUCGCUCAGACGCCGGCCACGCGUUCCUGUACGAGCGCGACAAGUACAUGCGUGAGGCGCGCCGGUGGACGAUUGCCUAUGCCGGCGGA